AUGAAUAUUGUUAAAAAUCUAUUUAAGGGAACUACUACAAAUAAUCUUGAUAAAGAAAUUCAACAAAAAGGAUUUGAAAUCAGUCAAUGUUCAGAAAUUUGUGAAUCAUGUACUAGUAAAUUCCCUAAACAUUUAAAAUUUGAAGGUGAAAGUGAAGGUACAUCACUUUGGAAUACUACUAAACCUUAUGGAAUGCAUAUUAUUAUAGCUACGGGUAAAAAAGAUUGGUCUCAUGAUGCCAUUAAUGAAGAUGGUAAAAAAAAGGAUACUUUAAAAUAUAAAAUUGGUAAAUGGGCUGAAAAUAAUACAAAUUCACCAUUGGGGACUAUAAAAGUUAAUGUAUCAUCAAUGAGUUCAGAUGAAUUAUAUAUUAAUGAAAAUUAUAAAUUAGAAAAACAAGGUGAUUUAUUAAUUCUACCUUAUUUUUUAAAUAUCAAGGGGAUCACUAUUGAUGAAGUUGAUACCUAUUUAAAUGAAUUAGAAUCAUUAUUAAUCAAUUCUACUAAUAAUAAUGAUUCUACUAUUAUUAUUGAUGAAAUCAUUACCAAAUUACCUAAAAUAUCACCAAAUUUAAAUCAAAGUUUUGUAUUUUUUUGUUCUCAUACAACAAGAGAUAAACGAUGUGGUAUAACUGCUCCAAUAAUGAAACGAGAAAUUGAUAAUUAUUUACAAGAAUUGGAUUUAAUAAGAAAUUUUGGUGAUUAUCGACCAAAUGGAAUUCAAACAGAAUUUAUUAAUCAUAUAGGUGGUCAUAAAUACGCUGCUAAUGUGAUUAUUUAUUUAAAAAAACUGGGGAAAAAUAUUUGGUUAGGUCUUUGUAAACCAAAUAAUAUUAAACCAAUUGUUGAUGAAUGUAUUCUUGGUGAUGGGAAAGUUUGGCCUAAUAAAGUUAGAUUAUUACAAAAAUUUGAUCCCAUAGAAUGGUAG
Molecule: messenger RNA, 927 nt
Organism: Candida albicans SC5314
Lineage: Eukaryota; Fungi; Ascomycota; Pichiomycetes; Serinales; Debaryomycetaceae
Exons: 1
Coding region: 1-927 (308 amino acids)
Source: RefSeq, a predicted model, not a curated record